AUGCAGACUGUUCAGGUGCUUAAGACGCCUGAUCAGCCGCAGCAACAGGGUGGCCCCCCUGCAAGGCCUGUGGUGUCAGAAUUUUCCAUCUCAGAAUCCAAAGCCCGUAGGCCCAGAGUCAACAACCUUCCCCAGCUCAAGGGUCAGCUGCUGGAGAAAGAUCAGCUAUACCUCCUGGAGGUCAUCCAGAACUGCCAGGCAGCUCAGAUCAGGGGGCUCCAAACCCUGAAGUGCUCCAAGCAGGAGCCAGCCAAAGCCAUUAUGCACAUCUUUGGCCACUUGGAGCACUUCAGGGAUUGCCCCCUGGCCUCGGAGGCCCUCCUCCAGCUGAGCUUCAUGAGACCCCAUUUCGGCUGCGAUAUGGUCAGCGCUAUCCUGUAUAGGACAAUGGAGGCUGUUCUUGGGGGCGCAGAAAAGGAGGAGGACAAAGAGGAACUGAAGAGGCACUUCCAGAGCCUGCUGGGGGGUCUUCUUCUGGAGGCCCCCAAUGCUGGCACCCUCCACCAGCUGCUCGCUGACCUCCGAUUUUACGCCCUUUGGAGAAGUGACGCGGAAAGGAAACUAGCAGCCAGCAGCAUUUCUCUGCUGUUGGCCGUUUCACGAAGAUUCCCCCACCUCAGAGUAAGUAUCUUGCCUUUCUGUAUUCAUUUCUUUGGUUGCUUCCAUCUCCCCAAGAGCACAUCACCCAGCAUCUUUUAA
Molecule: messenger RNA, 699 nt
Organism: Lacerta agilis (Sand lizard)
Lineage: Eukaryota; Metazoa; Chordata; Lepidosauria; Squamata; Lacertidae
Exons: 8
Coding region: 1-699 (232 amino acids)
Source: RefSeq, a predicted model, not a curated record